Aaosphaeria arxii CBS 175.79 is the source of this 1803-nucleotide messenger RNA. RefSeq names its product ATP-dependent DNA helicase. Bases 141 to 1595 code for a protein of 484 amino acids. Gene Ontology annotation, cellular component: cytoplasm; nucleus; RecQ family helicase-topoisomerase III complex. Gene Ontology annotation, biological process: double-strand break repair via homologous recombination. NCBI's taxonomy places the organism in Eukaryota, Fungi, Ascomycota, Dothideomycetes, Pleosporales. The record is from RefSeq and is a predicted model, not a curated record. Gene Ontology annotation, molecular function: nucleic acid binding; ATP binding; 3'-5' DNA helicase activity. The transcript is spliced from 4 exons.
GUGAUGGCUCGUCAACGAACUCGUCUUUCCUGGAAUCGAUGAAUCUGGAUGAAAGAAUCAGGAAAAUAACGUGGGAACUCACAAAGUUGUCCUGACCUGGAUUUUACAAACGUUGACUCUGAGAUCCGGCAUUGAAAGUCAUGGCGGUUAAGCGAAAGAGACACUACGACAUAGACUUCACUCUUCGUCGAGUCUUUGGUAAACGUUCUUUCAGGCCUUUACAGCGGGAAGUCAUAUCAGCCACAUUAGAAGGCGAGGAUGUCUUUCUACAGGCAGCGACAUCGUUUGGCAAGAGUCUGUGCUAUCAGCUACCAGCCGUAGUCGACUUUGGCAUUACCAUCGUGAUCUCGCCACUUCUGGCAUUGAUGAAUAACCAAGUUGCGUCGAUGCGAAGAGCAAAUAUCCGCGUGGAGACAAUCAACAGUACCACAACCCAGUCGAAGAAGAAGGCAAUCAUAGAAGACCUCCAAUGCGGCCACCCCCUGACGAGGCUUCUGUACGUGACUCCCGAGUACUGCGAAGGCGACCACUUCAGAAACAUUCUACGAAUCAUCCACAGCCAGAGAGAACUUGCUCGUAUUGCCAUCGAUGAAGCCCAUUGUAUCAGCGAGUGGGGCCAUGACUUCCGGCCAUCUUUCAAAUCUCUUUCGUUUUUCAAGGCCGAAUUUCCCGACGUCCCAAUGAUAUGUCUGACUGCCACUGCCACUGCAAGAGUCCGAAACGAUAUCAUCACGACACUUGCACUCGAUGAAUCUAAAAUGCGCAUGUUUAGAAUGACCACCAGCCGUCCAAACUUGCACUAUGAAGUCCGCUUCAAAUCUGACGAAGAAGACCACUACUCCGAUUUUCUCUCCUGGAUAAGGAAAGCCCAUGACCGACGAACAAACAACCCGGAGCGAGCGAUUCAACUUGCAUCGCAGAAUCAGCGAGCCAAUAGCGUCCCUGGUAUUAUCUACACCCUCUUCCGCAAAGACUGCGAAGCGCUCGCCGCACGCCUACGUGCCGACGGCAUCGGGGCGAAACCAUAUCACGCUGGACUUCCUCACACAGAUCGAGCAGAUGCUCUUGCUGGUUGGGUCGAAAACAGAGAGGGCUACGAUAUCAUCGUUGCCACUACAGCAUUCGGCAUGGGGAUCGACAAGGAGAACGUACGCUUCGUAGUCCACUGGCAGAUACCCAAAUCCUUCGAGGGCUUCUAUCAGGAAGCUGGCCGUGCCGGACGAGACGGAAAGGCCAGUGCUUGCAUCCUUUACUACGGCAGGGAAGACCGAGAUCGAGCUGCAAACAUGAUGGUGAGAGACCAGCAGCGGCAACCAAGUAAGGGCGCAAACAUCGCCGCAAUGAAGCAGCAGAUGUUGAAGCGAGCGGAGAGCUUGAAGUUGCUCGUCGAAUACUGCGAGAAUACCGCACAAUGCAGGCACAGAAUGAUUGCGAACUAUUUCGCGGACGAAGAAGUCCCGCCGUGCGAUUAUGCAUGUGACUGGUGCAAGAAUCCGGUGUUAUUAGUGAGGAGAAAGGAGAAGGGGUUGGCGAGCGAGGAGUGGUGUUCUACUCAGAAAGAGAUGGGGCGCUUCGACAUUGAUGAAUACGAUUGAGAUGAUAAGCAUGGACUAGGUUUCAGGCUCGAACGAAACUAGAGUUAAGCAUAAGAAAGUACUGUAAUUGGUAAUCGAGGGACUCUGUUAUUGUGGUAGAUCAAAUAGAGAAAUAGUAUGUCCCCAUCGUCGCAUGGACCGUGAUCAUAGCAUCACCAUGUUCGAUUAAACAUCGAGGCAUGUGGAACGUGAGAGAGCAAUGUAGAGU